AUGUCUCCUAAUAACUCCAAAAAGGACGAGUCUAAACAAGAUACUAAACCACAAGUCACUUCAGAGACCAAUUCGCAAACAACCGAAGGAACAACCAGUUCUGAAAAUGGUGCUCCUCUGGUUCAACAGCAGCAAACUAUCAUGGAUUUAUUUAGAAACGCUUUAAAUCCUAAUGGCGAAUAUCCUCAAGUUGAUGAAUAUCUUACAAGUACAUUUAGCUAUGUUCAAAAUGUAUUCAACAAGAUGCAGACUGCUGAAGACAAGGAUGCAACAGCUAAAGAAAUUGCUGAGGAUUUAACUGAUCGGUUUGACAAGUGGAUGUCAGAGCAACAGAAUAAGAACAAGAACUCAAAUAAGCAAGAUGAUUCGGGAAAAGAUGAGAAAUCAGACGAGCCUUUAAAGGUAGAAGAAGUAGAUUAA
Molecule: messenger RNA, 420 nt
Organism: Debaryomyces fabryi
Lineage: Eukaryota; Fungi; Ascomycota; Pichiomycetes; Serinales; Debaryomycetaceae
Exons: 1
Coding region: 1-420 (139 amino acids)
Source: RefSeq, a predicted model, not a curated record